UGAGUUUGUUGGUUCAGUACAGUUCAGUAGUGGUAUGGUGUUGUGGCGGCCGGUCGUGUCUGUCGCUCGAACGUUGUGUAUACGGACGGACGUUAAAUAAAUGAGUUUGUUGUUUAUUUGUUGUUGCAAGCACGGGAUCAACGUUUGAAGUUAACGCAAAAAAUAUCAAGAAUGAGUUCCAAUUGGUUGGCGUGGGAGUGCAUAGUGUUUGGAGUUUUCAUAGCGGCCACAUCGUGCGUUCCUCUAUGGACGAAGAGGAGAGAUCCCGUGGAGGGAACCAGUGCGAAGCAAGCCUACAUAUUCGCUGAGGGCGGGGUGUCAGUUAUUGCCAUGAUACUGUCAGUCGGCAGGGGAACGCUGGGUGUCAGGUCUUUUUUAGGGUUCCCCUCGGAGCUGGUGUACCGAGGCUCUGCGAUGUGGGAGACGCUGUACGGGAUCAUCCUGGCUUUCCCCAUCGUCUGCUUCCUCUUCGUACCGGUCUACUUCAAGCUACAUACCAAUUCUGUGUACGAGUAUUUACAGAUGCGCUUCGGCUCCAGGUGGGUGCGCAAGGUCGCAGCCGCUACAUUCCUUGUCCGGCAGCUGCUGAACCUCGCUGUGACGGUGUACACGCCAACUGUGGCGUUGCACGCGGUGCUGGGGCUACCCCACUGGGCGUCAGCGGCAGUGCUGACUGUUGUUGCUAUCGUCUUCAACCUGCUCGGUGGAUUGGCUGCAGCAAUCAGGGCGGAUGUCAUACAAACGUUGACCAUGGUGUUGGUCAGCAUGGCGUUCAUCAUACAGGCCACAGUUAAGGCAGGCGGACCUGGAAAGGUGAUCCAGGACAACAUAGAUGGAAACAGGCUGCAGUUCUUUAAAUUCAAUUGGGAUCCGACGGUACGCGUGGACACAUUAUCCGCAAUCUUUGGCCAGAUGUUCAUGUCAGUGUCCAUCUACGGUUGCCAGCAAACCUUCGUGCAGCGCUACUGUUCCAUGUCUAGCGAAAGUCGAGUCAGAAGGACCCUUCUCGCCAACGUACCAGCGGUGGGGAUCCUCUUCAGCCUGUCCUGGGUCGUAGGCAUGGCCAUAUACUCCGUGUACAAGAAUUGCGACCCGCUAAAGGCUGGAAGUAUUACCGCACCGGAUGAAGUGCUGGCGUACUAUGUGCAAGACCAGUACGCGUUCUUGCCUGGCAUGCUGGGUCUGUUCCUGGGAAGUCUGUUCAAUGGCGCUUUGAGUUUCCUGGUGUCAAAUGUGAACUCCCUGGCCACUGUCACUUGGGAAGACUUUGUGUCAGCCGCACCAUCCUUCAAGGGGACCAGUGAUAAACAACAGCUGACUGUCAUCAAGAUCAUCGGAAUAGUUUACGCGGUGGUGAUAAUGUGCCUCUCCCUGGCGGUUGGCAUGACGGGCGGCGUGGUCGAAGGCUCGCUCCUAGUGACAUCGGCCACGUCCGGAGCGUUACUGGGCGUGUUCAUCCUCGCCGCGCUGUGUCCCGCUGCCAACGGACGUAGCGCGCUCGCCGGCAUGCUGGCCGCGCAUUUCCUCACCGUGUGGAUGGCAGCAGGCAGGCUGCUACGCGUCGACAGCAGCGUGGAGAUGCUACCUCUGUCUGUGGCGGGUUGUGCGAACGAGACAGCGAACGUUUUUCAUAAGCCCCUGCCGGUGAGCCAGAACGAGACGUUGAAGCAACUAGCACCCAUCCUGCAAGCUCUUAACACCAGCCGCAUAUUGCCGACCGAAUCCACCAUACCUUCCGCUCUCCAAACCUUUUACUCGAUAUCUUACAUGUGGUACGCUGUUAUCGGCACUGUGACAUGUGUCACUAUUGGGGUCAUCGUGGGACUUUUAACCGAAAAUGACUCCGACAUAUACGAUGAGAGAUUGCUCCAUCCUCUUGUCGCAAAGCUAGCCAGGAAGAUGCCGGGUAAACCUAGGAAAUUCUUGAAUGAAAAUGUAGAGAAACCCGUAGAAGAGAAAGAGUCUUCCGAAAGAACAGAAGAGAUAGUAGUGGAAGAGGUGAAGCCAACGAUAGUUUUUACGACGAACUCGAGUAGAUUGUUUGAUGUAUACGAGACUAGGAAAUCGCCAUCGCCUUUUCCAGAAAGGACGAGAUUGUGAUGUUUCUACUGUGAGAUGAAUAGGUUUAGGACGCCAUAAUAUUUGAUGUAAUGGGACCAAACAGUGAAAGUUUGGACGAUAAUUUAAGUUUGCCAUAAUGUCUUCACUCGGAUUGUGAAGCGGUCUGUCCUCAAAUGAUUGGUUUUGAGGAUUUUGUUAAUUGAAUAUAUUGACUAAUAUUAUUAUUUAAGCUGUCAGAGAUUGAUUGGUGUGAAUCAGAAUUAGUUGGCCUCUUAAUAAAAGUUUUUGGAAACUCUGAAGGCUUUCAAUAUCAGAACGAUUACUGAAGUUAAGUACCAACACAAUAAUAGUAAAGUCAAUGUAGGUGAUCCUUACAGAAAGUUGCAGUUCAAGAACACUUGCAGCUUUAGAAUUUUCGACACUUAAUUUUCUACUGUGAAAUUGUAACUGUAUUUAAAAACACCUAAAUUUGAUGUCACAUAUAAAUUUAUCAGGAAGUUUUUUUUAUUCCCUAACAAGCUGACUUUAUUUUCUGUUGCUUUGAAUGCAAAACUAUGGCGAUUAAUUUUCGAUGGUGUGAAAUACCAUAACAACAUAUAGGUAUAUUGUCAACAAAUCGAAUUUAAUCAUUUAAAAGACAGUUAAUAAUAAGAGGUGCAUUUUGAUGAAUGAUUAUGUUUAUUUUGUAUACGAAUUUAGAUUUAUAUUAAUUCUUAAAGAAGAAGAUAUUACGGCUAUGUGAUAAUAGUGUAUGUAUUUGUAAAUAUUUAUAAUUCAUAAAUUUGUAACUUAUAGUAAUGUAUGUACGUUAAAUUUUUUGAUUUGAAAAAGAGUUUAUAUUUAGAUUUCAUAUUUUCACUAAGGUCACUCUUUGAAAAUUAUUCGUAGAGCUCUAUAAAUCUUAUUAUCAAACUACAAAAAAUUGCAAUUGUUUUUACUUUUAAGGAUUCUCUCUUCUAAACUAUGAGCAAUUCGCGAAAAGGCAGGACGAAAACCUUUAGAAAGCUCUAUAUGGAUCAUUCUAAUUACACAGACCUUAUCGAAUUCCAAGAAAUUUUAUUUAUAUCCUACUUUGUAGGUGAUCGAAGCGUAUAUUAAUCUGGUUCUUUCUGUAUUGGUAAACACUGGAUUUUAUUAUUUAUCUAUAAAGAGCAGAACAAUGCCGCAAUAAAUUUGGGUUUUGAAUAAUACAGUGUUUUUGUGUAAUGAAAAUUUCGAGUGCAGAAUGCGUUUACUCUGUCUUAUUGUCAUUAGGUUAGUUAUUAUUUGGCAUUAUUCAUGAUGUUAAUAAUCAUCAUAUAAGUAAUAUUAAAAAUAAAUACUGCGAGGAUGGUUUUAAUAAUUCUCCCAUAAGCUAGGUUAGUUUAGUAAAUUUAACUUUAAUUAUUUUAUAUCAAAGAUCGGUUUGUGACUAUCAGUUUAUGCGAAUGGAUUCCCUAAAAUCAUACAGUGCUGUUCUUGAAGAUGUCUUAUGAAUAUCUCUUGCGAUGAAAAGCUUAUUAAAUUUUUUAAGUAGGUGGACUGAAUCAACAAUUGUUUCAAUAGCAGCAGUCCUGCCUUUUGCUUAAAAGCUUUCAGCUUUGAAUAUUUGAAGACGAAUUUGAUUUGUACGGUGAACACAAUCCUUUGCUCCUGAGUCAUGAUUGUUAAUAUAUUUCAUAAUGUAUUGUAUUCAUUAUUCGAUACAUGUCUUACAAGCUCUGUGUAGUUUGUAUUUAAUUAAUUGAUGUGAAUUAUUCGAAUUCUUAAUUAAGAAGUCCGUCCCUCUAGUUUAGAAUCAGUUUCUUAUUUUUUUUUUCAUAAGUCAUCUGUCCCAGUUUUAGUAACAAGUUCACAUGCGUAUAAUGAUUGUGAUGUUUGACAGUAUUAUAUUUACGAUCGUUAAGAUUGUAAGUGUCCUUUCUUAUGUUAUUUAAAGAUAUCUAUCUUUAUUAGUUUGUAAAUUUAAAUCUCAUUAUCAAGAAUUAUUUUUAAGCAAACAUCGCCAUAUAGAGCGGUAGACCAACAUAUUCUGCCACGGUACAAAAAGCAAAUUAAAUAAAGUAAUUUUUCAUGAG
Messenger RNA from Chilo suppressalis (striped riceborer), 4118 nucleotides. The record is from the annotation of a GenBank genome assembly. Lineage: Eukaryota; Metazoa; Arthropoda; Insecta; Lepidoptera; Crambidae.